Messenger RNA from Microdochium trichocladiopsis, 1016 nucleotides. RefSeq lists its product as uncharacterized. NCBI's taxonomy places the organism in Eukaryota, Fungi, Ascomycota, Sordariomycetes, Xylariales, Microdochiaceae. The coding region runs from base 218 to 958 and encodes 246 amino acids. The transcript has a single exon. The record is from RefSeq and is a predicted model, not a curated record.
GCCCCUCAACCUUGCCUUCGCGCAUGCGGAAAAGCCAGGGGCCAUGCCUUGGGCAGAAGCUCCCCACUGACUCCGUGAAAGAGGAGCCGCGGCUACCAGGACCAGGUUGUGCAAAAACCUUCCGAAAACAAAAAGACGACGACAAGGACAAGGGCAUGGGGUUGCGCGAAUAGGACUGCUCAUCAUAGAGUCGCACUCAGGUCUGGUGAUCCGACCCAUGUCUCUCCUCCUUUUCUCCCUAGCCUCCCGACGCGGGGAGACAAAGUCUCGGCUCAAACCACGGGGUCCACGGACCUUGGCCGACCCCAGAAUGUGCAUUCUUUUCUUCUUGCUUGCGCCGCCUGGGGUUACCUUGGCUUGGUUCUGGCUCAAUAAGAUGAGUUCUCGUGUCGGUGUUAGUCUGCCGCAGCACAACCGAGACCGUCGUCUCACUUGCCCACCCAUGCACUCAGUUAUUCGCCAGAUGCUUGACUUGCCGCACAACCUCGGCGAGCCGGUCUCAGGUGUCGUUUCCCUCGUCACUACCAUUUUGAAAUCCCCGAAACGGGCAGUAAACCACCUCGUUCCCGCCUCGGACGGCGGCUGCCCCCCCUUGUCGCGCCCUGGUCAGUGUACUAUCCAGCAGCCAAGAUAUCCUCACAGAAAAUGCCCCAAGGUCGCCGAGAUACCUUCCCGCCUGUCCAUUUGGGGGGCUUGCUUCAUUGAAUCACAAGAAGUCCCGGGUUUCAUCUUUUGCGCACCACACAAACGGUUCCUGAUGCCCACCUCUGAACCAGACGCCCCUUCCCCCUUUUUCCCUUCCCCCGAAGCGUUUGCCGCUUUUACACGAGCUCCGGCCGGACCUUUCUCGCCUUGGGUCUGGGGCACUUGGUGGGAUGCACAGGGUUACGUGGCCCUUGAUGUGACGUGUCGGCGUUUGGAGUAUUUGCGUAAUUCUCGUGCCUGCCCCUUACGCUGAUGCCGGCGAUGCUGCUGAUGCUGCUCCUUACACGCGGCUUGAAACGAGUCAGGACCCC